Molecule: messenger RNA, 1932 nt
Organism: Oryza brachyantha (malo sina)
Lineage: Eukaryota; Viridiplantae; Streptophyta; Magnoliopsida; Poales; Poaceae
Product: protein ESMERALDA 1-like
Exons: 10
Coding region: 1-1755 (584 amino acids)
Source: RefSeq, a predicted model, not a curated record
AUGCAGGUCCAGACGUACAGCCGCCUCGGCAGCUUCGGCGGGGCCGCGGGCGCGCCGUCCCCGCCGCCGGCGCCGCCGGCGGCGUCCCUGCAGAGGGGCGGGGGCGGCAGCGGUAGGAGGACGCCGGGGAAGGGGGUUUCCUCGGCGAGGGGCGGCUCUUCCUCCGCCGCCGCGGCGGCGGCGGCGUGGACGGGGGUCGGGUGCGGCUGCGCCGCGAGGAGGGCGGCGAGGGCGGUGCUCGCGGCGCUGCACCGGAGGCAGGCGGUGUUCCUCUUCGCGCCGCUGCUGUACGUGGCGGCCAUGCUGCUUUACAUGGGGUCCAUCCCGCUCGACGUCGUGCCGCGGAUCAUCGCGCGCCCGGCGCCCGGGUCGGUGUACCGCAGCCCGCAGCUGUACGCGCGCCUCCGCGCCGACAUGGACGCCGACAACUCCACCGACGCGCUUGCAACCCUAUGGAGGUACAAAGAUGGUUUCUGGCAACCUUGCAUAAACAAUGCUACCAAUAGUUUGCCUGAAUCAAAUGGCUACAUAUAUAUUGAGGCAAAUGGCGGUUUGAAUCAACAAAGGACAUCGAUAUGCAAUGCAGUUGCUAUCGCUGGUUUCUUGAACGCCACUCUUGUUAUCCCAAACUUCCAUUUCCAUAGUAUAUGGAGGGAUCCCAGCAAAUUCAGUGAUAUUUAUGACGAGGAUUACUUUGUAAAACAUCUUCAAAAUGAUGUACGAGUAGUUGACAAGGUGCCUGAUUUUAUAAUGGAGCGAUUUGGUCACAAUCUAAGCAAUGUAUUCAAUUUCAAGAUAAAGGCUUGGUCCCAUAUUCAAUACUACAAAGAUGCUGUUCUUCCAAGGUUGAUUGAGGAAAGGCUCAUCAGGAUUUCACCCUUUGCAAACCGGCUGUCAUUUGAUGCCCCCCCAGCUGUCCAACGGUUGAGAUGCUUGGCUAAUUUUGAGGCUUUAAAAUUUUCCAAACCAAUUGCGACUCUAUCUGAGACCUUAGUCACUCGAAUGAAAGAAAAAAGCAUGGCGAGUAAUGGAAAAUAUGUUGCAGUUCAUCUUCGUUUUGAGGAGGAUAUGGUUGCCUUCUCAUGUUGUAUCUAUGAUGGUGGUGAUGAGGAGAGGAAGGAAAUGAAUGCAGCCAGAGAAAUAGGUUGGAGAGGAAAGUUUACGAAGCGUGGACGUGUGAUAAAGCCAGGAGUGAUAAGAAUGAAUGGAAAAUGUCCACUCACUCCUUUGGAGGUUGGAUUAAUGCUUCGUGGAAUGGGUUUUGGCAACAAUACUGCAAUUUUUUUGGCUUCUGGAAAAAUUUACAGAGCUGAGAAGAACAUGGUUCCUCUUCUUGAAAUGUUUCCUCUCCUACAGACAAAAGAAACUUUAGCAUCUGCUGAGGAACUCGCUCCAUUUAAGAAUUUCUCCUCAAGGAUGGCUGCUAUUGACUACAGUGUUUGUGUCCAUAGCGAUGCCUUUGUGACCACACAAGGUGGAAAUUUCCCUCAUUUCCUUAUGGGUCAUAGGAGAUACUUGUAUGGUGGGCAUUCAAGGACAAUUAAACCAGACAAAAGAAGACUAGCCAUAUUAUUUGACAAUCCACGUAUAGGAUGGAAAUCAUUGAAACGGCACUUGCUUAAUAUGAGAACUCAUAGUGAUGCUAAGGGGGUUGAAAUGAAAAGGCCUAAUGAAUCCAUAUACACCUUUCCCUGUCCCAACUGCAUGUGUCGCUUGAACAGAACAGAACAUUCUAGACCCAAUCGAACUAGAUAGCAUCUCAAGUGCCAUUUCUGUGGACUAACUUUAUUCUUUCUGGCUUCAUGGUACAACUGGCCUCAUUACUUCAGUUAGCAUUAUCUUCCACAUCAUUGUACAUUAGCCCAUUCUUCCCCGAUGACAGUCUCUCUCUCUCAUUGAACCGUAGUCCUGGAACCAUAGUCCAUCCUGGAG